AUGCUCCUUCCGCAGGCCAUGUUUGACCGCUUGAUGGCGUGCUUACAAGCCAUCCCGUUAGCCUCUACAGCACAUUUACUCCAACAUCUCUCUACACCAAUCUCAAUUCACGACACCUUCAUCAUGAAGCUCUUCCUUGUCGCCGCCGCUGCCUCCGUCGGCAUCGUGGCUGCCCGCAAUGUCCAAGCCGACAAGCCUGACUUCUGUGUGGAAGAGCCACCCGUUACCAUUACCGUCACUGUCACCCAGUGCCACCACUCCACUCCCAUGGUGUCUUCCUCCGCCGCUGCUCCACCCCCAGAGGAGACAACCACAUCCGGACUAUCUACCACUGGUACGUUCGUUGUCAUUACGAGUUCUGCUCAAGCUACUCCCCCGGGUAGCUCUGGCUUUGCUUCGUCUGCUCCAAUCGCCUCUGAGUCUGCCAAUUCCACUUCUCGGUCGGUAUCUCAGUCCGCAUCCGAGCCUAUCAAUUCCGCUUCUCAGCCGGUAUCUCAGCCCGCCUCCGAGUCAGCCUCUGUGCCCGCGACCGUACCCGCGACUGUACCUACCACCAUACCCGCGACUAUGCCCACUUUCCCGAGCUCGAAUUUGACGUCAACUGCCGUAUCCUCCACCAUCUGGGAAUAUAGCGGUACAUCGUCCGUCUCUUCAACUUCAACCCGCAAGCAGCCAGCAACUGCUACCGAGAUCCACGACAACGUUGCGGCCCUCCCUACCGCCUUUCCUGGCGUCUUCGUCGUUGGUGUUGCUGCCAUGGCAGCUCUGGCUUGA
This is a messenger RNA of Periconia digitata, 774 nucleotides long. NCBI's taxonomy places the organism in Eukaryota, Fungi, Ascomycota, Dothideomycetes, Pleosporales, Periconiaceae. The record is from the annotation of a GenBank genome assembly.